Molecule: messenger RNA, 459 nt
Organism: Salvia miltiorrhiza (redroot sage)
Lineage: Eukaryota; Viridiplantae; Streptophyta; Magnoliopsida; Lamiales; Lamiaceae
Exons: 1
Coding region: 1-459 (152 amino acids)
Source: RefSeq, a predicted model, not a curated record
AUGGCGACAGUUGAUAAUUUAUUGAAAAGGAAUGUGCCUAUCUCAAACUCUGAAUCAAGGUGUGCUCUGUGUCAAAUGCAGCUCGAAGAUGCCAAUCAUAUUUUUCUCUCCUGCAUUAUGUCUGCUGGAAUCUGGAACGAACUCCUCAGGUGGCUCGGCAAGCAGUCAGCUCUUCACUCAAAUGCAAUUGUCCAUAGCUCGGCUUUCACAAAUAUUGGUAACAAAAAAGAUGGUCAGUUUCUUGCGGGUGUGUGGAUGUGUACUGUGUGGUGUAUCUGGAAAGGGAGGAACGAAGUUCGUUUCAACCAUGGAAAAUGGGCUCAAGAUAAAAUGGUGGCUGAGAUUAAAUCAAGACUUUGGAGUUGGAAGCAGGCAUACAAUCUGAGAAUCCCAACCGAAGACUUUAGAGCUUGGUUUGCCGCAGCAAAUCUGGAGGAGAGUGGAGCAGAGAGAAAUUGA